CACAGCGUUGCAGAGGGACGCACCGGACAAAGGUUCUUUUAGGGAUCUAUCUCCAGAAUCUUCGGUAUAAUACUGAGAUUAGAUUCUUCAGACACCAGAGGUGUGAGGAUGGUGACUCUAAGGAAUCGAUAUGAGGUGGUCAGGCCUGUGUACUCUGAGGACAGCUUUGCUGCAGAUCAUGAGAAAGUCUGCAGACACCGAAAAACCAUCCUGCACCAUAUGAAAGAGUAUCUGACCUGUGAUUCAAAACGGGCCACAAAUGCAGUGCUCUCUCUUCUGCCCAUCAUUGGCUGGAUGAGGAUCUACAGAGUUAGAGAGUGGCUGCUGGGUGAUGUGGUAUCUGGUAUCAGCACCGGAAUGGUGGCCAUUAUGCAAGGACUGGCCUUUUCUCUGCUGGCCUCGCUCCCUCCGAGCUACGGCCUCUUCACCGCUUUCUUCCCAAUGCUAACAUAUUUCUUCCUCGGUACUUCAAGACACAUAUCUGUAGGCUCCUUCCCAGUCUUGAGCCUUAUGGUGGGAGCUGUGGUGACCCGCCUGGUCCCAGAGCAGGGAGCACCUGCCAAUAUCACGGGGUUUGAAGGCCUAACCCAGGAUCAGCAGAGAGUCCUGGUGGCCUCCUCUGUUACCUUUCUCGUGGGGGUUUUCCAGCUUGCCAUGGGUAUAAUGCAGGUGGGCUUUGUUGUCAUGUACCUGUCUGACACUCUGGUGUCUGGCUUCACCACAGCAGCUGCUGUCCACAUCCUGGUGUCCCAGCUCAAGUUUGUAUUAGGUUUGAGUGUACCAGGCAUCAGUGGUCCACUCUCUAUCAUAUAUACCCUGGAGAAGAUCUUUGUCCAGAUCACCUCCACCAACAUCUGUGAUCUGGUGAUGUCCAUACUGAUCAUGAUGGUGGUAUUUAUUGUGAAGGAGCUGAAUAACAUAUACAAAGCCAAGCUGCCUGUUCCCAUCCCCAUAGAAGUUAUCACGACUAUCAUAGCUUGUGGGGUGUCCUAUGGCUUCAACUUCAAGGAGAGAUUUGAUGUUGGUGUUGUUGGCAAAAUGGUCAGUGGGUAUGAGACUCCCAUUGCUCCCAAUAUGCAAGUCAUCCAGAAUAGUGCUGUGGAGGCAUUUCCUAUAGCCAUAGUGGGGUUUGCUGUUGCUUUCUCUGUGGCCAAAGUCUACUCUAUCAAACACGAUUACACCAUUGAUGGGAACCAGGAACUCAUUGCAUUUGGGGUUAGCAACAUAUUUGGAGCAAGCUUCAGGUCGUUUGCAGCCAGCACAGCGCUCUCCAGGACAGCUGUGCAGGAGAGCUCGGGAGGAAAAACACAGAUUGCAGGGCUGAUCUCGGCCAUGAUGGCGAUGAUUGUGACUGUGGCACUUGGCUUCCUGCUGGAACCACUUCCCAAGUCUGUCCUGGGCGCCUUGGUCAUCGUCAACCUGAAGGGCAUGCUGAUGCAGUUCAGUGAAAUCCUGUACUUGUGGAGGAAGGACAAACCAGACUGUGUGGUGUGGGUGGUAACAUGUCUGGGUGCCAUCCUGCUGGGGCUGGAUAUUGGUCUGGCGGUGGGCUUGGGGGUGGAGCUGCUCACUGUCGUCUUCAGAACUCAAUUCCCCCGCUGUUCUGUCUUGGCUAACAUCCAAGGGACCGACCUCUACAGAGAUCACAAAGAUUACCUGCAUAUAUUCGAACCAAAGGGAGUAAAAAUCUUCAGGAUACCCUCGCCUAUCUUCUUUGCCAAUAUUGAGUUCUUCAAGGACAAGCUUGUAGAAGCUGUUGGGUUUAACCCUCUAAGGGUUUUGAGGAAGAGGAACAAGGCUCUCAGGAAAAUCAAGAAACUAUUGAAGAAAAGUAAUGACACUACAGAGAAAGGUUUGAGGGAUUUAUUCAGCCAGACGACUGAUGACAUGAACAUGGAGGAGUUGGAUCUGCCCACUGACCUCAAGGACCUUUCUUUCCGGAUUGACUGGAACGCCGAGCUUCCCGCUAACAUCAGCGUUCCCAGAGUGGACCUCCACAGCCUGAUCUUGGACUUCUCUGCUGUCUCCUUCCUGGAUAUCUCUGCUCUGAAGGGACUCAAAAUGACGCUCAAAGAGUUCAUCCACAUUGACGUGGACGUUUACAUUGUUUCCUGUGAUGCAUACAUCCUGGAGAAACUACACAGCUGCAUGUUCUUCGAUGAUGAGAUUCUUACCUCCAUGUUCUUCCCGACCCUCCAUGACGCCAUGCUGCAUGUGCUUGACAAACACAAAGACAAAAAAAGCAAUGGCAGGGUGUUAACAGAUACCAAACUCUAGCGGAAGUGGAAGAUCAUUGCAAAAACACCACUCAACCACUCACCACAUACAAUUAAUUUCAUUAGACAGUACCUUUGUAAUCUACUCACCAUACUACCACAGCAGAAUAUUUUGCAUGUUUAGUUUUUCUGCUAAAAUAGUAUUUUUUUUUUUUUUAAAUGCUGUUUUGGUAAGAUGUGAUUAUUUUUUUAUCCAGGCUUUGUUGUCACAGAACUUGUUACACUCUACUGUAGUGUCCUUUUUCAUACUGUUUCUUUGAAAAAUGCAGUAUAUUUUCAAAAUUAAAUGAUACA
Messenger RNA from Morone saxatilis (striped sea-bass), 2570 nucleotides. It is a transcript of the gene slc26a3.1, whose product is annotated as solute carrier family 26 member 3. Gene Ontology annotation, molecular function: sulfate transmembrane transporter activity; chloride transmembrane transporter activity; oxalate transmembrane transporter activity. The record is from RefSeq and is a predicted model, not a curated record. Gene Ontology annotation, cellular component: membrane. The transcript is spliced from 19 exons. Gene Ontology annotation, biological process: transmembrane transport. NCBI's taxonomy places the organism in Eukaryota, Metazoa, Chordata, Actinopteri, Moronidae. Bases 109 to 2277 code for a protein of 722 amino acids.